Messenger RNA from Homarus americanus (American lobster), 948 nucleotides. Its product is annotated as collagen alpha-4(IV) chain-like. The coding region runs from base 1 to 948 and encodes 315 amino acids. NCBI's taxonomy places the organism in Eukaryota, Metazoa, Arthropoda, Malacostraca, Decapoda, Nephropidae. The record is from RefSeq and is a predicted model, not a curated record. The transcript is spliced from 6 exons.
AUGAUCCGAGGUGACUCCAUGACCAUAGGUGACCCCAUGACCCUAGGUGAGCCUGUGACCCGAAAUGAUCCCGUGACCCAAGGUGACUCCGUGACCACAGGUGAGCCCGCGACCCCAGGUGACCCCGCGACCCCAGGUGUCCCCAUGAUCCUUUGUGAUCCCGUGACCCAAGGUGACCCAGUGACCAUAGGUGACCCCCAUAUGACCCCCAGGUUACACUUCCUCUUCCAUACCCUCGCCCUCUCACGUUCUCAACUCUUCUUCCUCCCUCUCACACUUCCCCUCUCACAUACUCUCACUCUCAAGGGUCACACUUUCCCUGGUAGAGAGUGUCCUCCAGGUCCUAGUCUUUCAGGUCCUACUAGUGUUCCAGGUCAUUCAGGUCCUCCUGGUCUAUUAGAUUCUCAUGCAUCACGUCUUUCAAGUCCUCCUAGGCGUUCAGGUCCUACUAGUGCUCCAGGUCCUACUAGUGUUCCAAGUCCUACUAGUGCUCCAGGUCCUACUAGUGUUCCAGGUCCUACUAGUGCUCCAGGUCCUACUAGUGUUCCAGGUCCUACUAGUGUUCCAGGUCCUACUAGUGCUCUGGGUCCCCUACCUAGUGUUCCCGGGUCCUGCAGUGUUCCAGGUCUACUAGUGUUCCAGGUCCUACUAAGUGUUCCAGGUCACUACUAUGUUCCAGGUCCUACUAGUGCUCCAGGUCCUACUAGUGCUCCAGGUCCCACUAGUGUUCCAGGUCCUACUAAUGCUCCAGGUCCUACUAAUGCUCCAGGUUCUACUAGUGCUCCAGGUCCCACUAGUGUUCCAGGUCCUACUAGUGCUCCAGGUCCUACUAGUGCUCCAGGUCCACAACAAGUCUCUCUCUGUCUCUCAGGCCAAAAGGUCGUCAAUCGCCCUUUAGCACCUGACAGAGUCGUUAAACACAUUUCACCACUUGAGAAGGCUCGUUAG